Symbiodinium natans is the source of this 882-nucleotide messenger RNA. NCBI's taxonomy places the organism in Eukaryota, Dinophyceae, Suessiales, Symbiodiniaceae. The record is from the annotation of a GenBank genome assembly.
AUGGUGCCUAGCGGGAACUACGGGGAUCUGGCCAUCCUCUGGAUUACGCUGCUGCCAGGGCUCCUGGACUUCUGUUCCCUGGGUCGCCUCUGGCCCGCCUCCCCGGAGCUCGCGAAGCUGGGGGAGAGUCCGGAGGUGGGGGACUCCCUGCGCGCGCGGCUGCAGACCCUCCUCCGCGGCAGCAGCGGCCAACUGCAGGCUGCGGCGCGGGCGCUGGAGACCUUGCGCUGCAGAUUUCUUCUGGCGGAUGCCACCCAGGCGCCUGGCCUCUGGGACGGUGCCGUCUCGGACCUCGACCUCCAUGCAGUGGGCAACUGCCGCAAGCGCUUCCCGGAAGCGCUCCUCUUCCUUUGGCAGACCUCCUUUGCACCCGAUGCGCUCGCGAUGCUGGACCGCCCCCUGGCCAAUGUGGAAUCCUUGCCGUCGGCUCGGCUCCGGAUCGGAGCUGUUGAGCUGACCGUUCGCCUGAACCUCUUCGCCGUGUCGGAGAGUUUUUUCGAUGCGGCGCGCCCUCACAAGCGACUGCUGCUGAAGCUGGGCCUUGAAGUCCAGCGCAGCACGGCCGGCGUAGCUGGUAGCAGGCCGGAGGACUUCGAGCAGAUCUGUGGCGAGGGCCACCGGUGGGCCAUCGUCUGCCGCCAUGCCGAGAAGGAUGCCACGCUGCCCAUGUUCUGCAGCCUGCGAGAGUGUUUCUUGCGGCCGGCUUGGCGGAUCCCCUCUGUGCUGGUGCAGAAGGAGCGCCCAUUGCAGCACAGGUGUCAGGAAAUCAAUGGCGAGGAGGUGUCUCCGGACACUUUGGCCUCGCCACUCCGUCUGCUAUUGGCCAUCUACCGCGUGGAUGAUGACGAGGGCCCCGAUGAACCGAACGCUGGUGAAGCGUGA